GACUAAUCAAUAUCAAUUUUAUCAUCAUGGUGAAGUACUCGUGUCUUGUUCUUGUUGCAAUUUUUCUUCUGGCCGGACCCUACGGCGUUGUAGGUUCUUGUGAGAAUGACCUGACAGAAGCCGCCAAGUAUCUUCAAGAUGAAUGCAAUGCAGGUGAAAUUGCAGAUGAAUUUCUACCCUUCUCUGAAGAAGAAGUGGGUGAAGCAUUGAGCGACAAACCAGAAAAUGUGCAAGAAGUCACCAACAUCGUGAAAGGAUGCUUUGAAGCUGAACAAGCCAAAGAGCAUGGAAAAUGUGAAAGAUUUUCCGCUUUGAGUGAAUGCUACAUUGAAAAGAAUUUAUGUAAAUUCUUCUAAAAUAUUUUGAAGAAAAGUUAUGAAUGAAAAUUUUCUGAAAUUUUGUUGCAAAAAUAUAUAAAUUGCCCAAAUAAA
Molecule: messenger RNA, 431 nt
Organism: Lutzomyia longipalpis
Lineage: Eukaryota; Metazoa; Arthropoda; Insecta; Diptera; Psychodidae
Exons: 3
Coding region: 27-356 (109 amino acids)
Source: RefSeq, a predicted model, not a curated record